AUGGAUCGUUGUACUAACAUUUACCAUUUGCUGGGUAAUGGUAAGAACUCAAUGUGGCCGAUGGAACUUAGAAGAAGUUUCCCUUGGGUUAUUUGGAGGUUAUGGACUAACAGGAACCUGUUACUUUUUGAUGGAAAGCCCUUCGAUCCAGGUAUUCUGGUGGAAAAGAUCAAGAGUGAUGUGGAAGAAUGGUUUUUGGCGCAAACUGUGAUUGAAGAGGAAACAAAAGUCUUGGCCAGGGAUCUUGUGGAUCAGAAUGUGGCAGGGGAAGUGAUCUCAAGUGUGUUGUGGAAAGCCCCACCGAAGUUUUGGGUCAAGUGUAAUGUAGGUGUGUCCUGGUCUAAAAGGAACAAAUUGGCGGGAGCAAGUUGGGUGACUCGAGAUGAUAAAGGGUUAGUCUUACUUCACAGUAGAACAACUCUCGUGAAUCUAAAAUCUGCAGAGGAAGGAAGUUUUUUGGCCUUGUGCUGGGCUAUGGAGAGUAUGGCGAGUCAUAGAUUUCAGAGAGUUAUCUUUGAAGUUGAGGAUGUGAUUCUUGUUGGAGUGGUAAACCGUCCCCAAGCAUGGCCAUCUUUUGGGUUUGAAGCUUCUGAAAUUCUGCUAUUACUAUCAGAUUUUGUGGAUUGGAAAGUAGUGAAAGGAGGAAUGGAAUCAAAUAGAGGAGCUAAUCUCAUUGCUCAAAGUGUCACCAAUGAUGGUAGGUUUCAUUCUUAUGUGGCUUCCCAUCAUCCUCUUUGGUUAAAUGGUGUGUUUGAAAGUGAGAGAGUCUCUUCCUCUUCUUGA
Molecule: messenger RNA, 783 nt
Organism: Microthlaspi erraticum
Lineage: Eukaryota; Viridiplantae; Streptophyta; Magnoliopsida; Brassicales; Brassicaceae
Source: the annotation of a GenBank genome assembly